AGCAGUAUAGUUAAUGGAAAACAGUAUCGACAAUUUUCAACGCAUACUUUUUUUUCUAUUGACAUAUGUAUAUAUUAUACAUAUAUAUAUAUAUAUAUAUACAUAUAUAUGUAAUGGUAGAAAAUAAGAAUGGAAAAGGAGGAAAAAAGAAAUAGAAAGAAAAUUAUAAGAAUAUACGUAAGAAUGAAUACGAAUGAACGAACGCGAAUCAACGAACAAACGAACUGUAAGAAUGAGUAAAUGAGCUAUGUCCUGUUACAUAAACACAACUGGUAGUAGUUGAGGACAACCGUUAAUGAUGCGAAUAUUCACAAUCAAAAACCAUGAUAAAGAAUUAUAAUGAUGUGACGUGUAUAAAACGAUAAAUAUCGUGUUCAUUAAAACUGUCUUUUUAACACUAUCGACCUGAUAUAAAUGAUCAUUUUGAUAAUUAUAGGACGUAGAGAGGGGCAAAAUCCAUACAAGAGUAGGGGAAUCAUUGAACCGAUUACAGGCAACGUCGAUGACGACAACGGCAUCGGUGUCGCAAGUCCGGAGUACGAACGAAGUAGUAGUCAAUCUUGAAGAGGGAAAAGAAGAAGAAAAACCGGUAGAUUUGACAACGUUAUCUGGUAGUACGCAGACCGUAGGAAAUAUACUUGGUGGAUAUAGAAACUCAUUACCACCAACACGUUGUCAAACAAUUGGCCGUUUUCUUCGUCAAUUAAUGCUAGUCAUGCUGUUAAUAACAUUUAUCGCAGUUUCGUUGGCCUUCUUAACAUUUUACAUCGGCCACAUGUUUCUUCUACAACUUUUUGUUGUUGUGAUAGUUGCGUACUUUGUUGCUGGUGGUCGUCUAAGAUGGUUCUAUAUUGCCAUUCGUACAUUACCACGUGAUGUCAAAGGUUUACUAAGAUACAUUAAACUUCUUUGGUUGAUUCGUGGCCAUGAAAGAAAAAAUAAAAGCGUUGCCGAUAUAUUUCGGCAACACGUUGCACGGCAUCCCAAUAAAACGUGCAUCAUAUUCGAAGAUCAAGAAUGGACGUUCCAGCAAAUUGAAGACUUCAGUAAUAAAGUUGCAACUACGUUUAAAAAUCAUGGUUAUAAAAAAGGAGAUGUGGUAGCAUUAUUAAUGGAAAACCGACCAGAUUUUGUUGGAAUUUGGCUUGGUUUAAGUAAAAUAGGCAUAAUAACGUCAUUGAUUAAUAUUAAUCUUCGUAAAUCAUCAUUAUUACAUAGCAUCGACAUCGCUAAAUGUCAAGCAUUAAUCUAUAGUUCUGACUUUGUCGAAGUCAUCGCGGAUAUUGCUAGUACACUCAAUGCAAAUAUAGCACUCUACAAGUAUGGAAAUGAGACAACUGCAGAAUCUACGCAACAUUUAAAGGCAAAAAAUUUGACAAAUAUUUUAUCAGAGGUUUCUACAGUUUCACCAAUACCACAGGACAAAAGUUAUUAUCACGACAAUUUAUUAUAUAUUUAUACCAGUGGAACUACUGGUCUUCCAAAGGCUGCUGUAAUAACUAAUUCAAGAUUUAUAUUCAUCGCUAGUGGAAUUAAUAUCAUAGCUAAAAUGAGAUCUUCCGAUAUAUUAUAUACGCCAUUACCUUUGUAUCAUACAGCAGGUGGUAUUAUGUCAAUAGGUCAAGCAUUAUUACAUGGAAAUACGACUGUGAUUAGAAAAAAAUUUUCUGCUAGUGCUUAUUUCAACGAUUGCGUUAAGUACAAAUGCACGAUCGCACAAUAUAUAGGAGAAAUGUGUCGUUACAUUUUAGCAGUACCAGUAAAAUCUGAGGACAAACAACACAAUCUUCGAAUGAUUUUUGGUAAUGGACUUAGACCACAAAUAUGGCAUCAAUUUGUAGCACGUUUUAAUAUACCUCAGGUCAUUGAAUUUUAUGGUGCUACUGAGGGUAAUGCGAAUAUCGUAAACAUCGAUAAUACUGUUGGAGCUAUUGGAUUCAUAUCACGAAUUAUUACAUCGGUAUAUCCAAUAUCUAUUAUUAAAGUAAAUGCUGAAGGUGAACCAAUAAGAAAUACCAAAGGAUUGUGUCAAGUUUGUGGUCCAAACGAACCUGGUGUUUUCAUUGGAAAAAUUAUAUCGAACAACCCGACACGAGCAUUUUUGGGAUACGUGGAUAAAAAAGCAUCGGACAGUAAAAUCGUACGCGAUGUUUUCACUAAAGGCGAUUCUGCUUUUAUAUCUGGUGAUAUUCUUGUAGCAGACGAAUUGGGAUAUCUUUAUUUCAAAGAUAGAACCGGUGACACGUUUAGAUGGAAAGGAGAAAAUGUUUCAACGUCCGAAGUCGAAGCCAUAAUCAGUAAUUUUAUAAAUUAUAAAGAUUGUAUAAUUUACGGUGUUGAGGUUCAUGGUGCAGAAGGACGUGCUGGUAUGGCUGCUAUUUGUGACGAAACAAAUACGUUGAAUCUAAAACAAUUAUCAUCCAAUAUUAAAGAUCAAUUACCGUUUUAUGCUAGGCCUCAAUUUCUUCGAAUAUUAUCGAAAGUUGAUCUCACAAGUACAUUUAAAUUGAAGAAAAGGGAUUUACAAGAAGAAGGUUUCGAUCCUAAAAGAAUACAAGACAAAUUAUAUUACUUAGAUCCCAAAUUGGGAUAUCAGGUGUUAACGAAAGAGAUAUUCGAUGAAAUUCAAGGAGGAAAAAUUAAAUUAUAAAAUUGUUGCAAUAAAUGAUACCAAGAAAAAUCGAGAAUAAAUGAUAUUGAGAAGAUGACAUCUUGGAAUGAAAUCAGAAAAAUGUAUUAUGUCAUAUGUUAUAUAUAAUGCUCUUUAUUGCUUAUAUAUGCUAUGAUAAAUCGAUUUGAAUAUGCUAAAUCUUUACUAUUUACCGCAUAAAUGGAGAACGUCAAACUACUCAUUUUAUUUUUAUAUAUAUACAUAUAUAUAUAUAUAUAUAUAUGUGUAUAUAUAUAUGUAUGUAUGUAUGUAUGUAUGUAUAUAUUUUACAAAUUUCCAAAAUUUAUUUAGAAAGUAAAUUGAAUCAGGUAAUGUUAAAGCAGAAAAUUUAAUUCAUAUGACACUUUUUGUCCAUUUGAAUGAAUUAAUUGAUUUUAAACGAUCAAUCCAAUAAUAUCCUUCUCAAUUAAUAAUCAUUUAUUCAUAUUAAUAAUUAACAUAAUCGAGAUAUGUUCAUAUUACAUAAAUAAAUAAUGAAUAGAAUGACAAAAGUAAAAUCGCUUGUCAUGUGAAUGUUUUCACAACGUACACCGUUAUAUUAUAUUAUAAUAAUCUAUAUGUGGAUAUACAGGGUAGUCCAAAAUAAAAGGUCAAUAACUUCAAAGCUAGUAAUUUCAUAAAUUAUCAAUGAAUUUUAAUUAUUAUUUAAUAAAAAAAUAGAAAAGAAAUAAUAAUAAUAAUUAUAAUAAUAAUUAUUAUAAUAAUAAUAAUUCAAAUUCGUUGAUAAUACAUGAAGUUACAAGUUUUAAAGUUAUUACCAAUUAUUUUGGACCUCCUUAUAUAUGUGUAUAGAGAUAUACCUUCGUCUAUUUAUGUUUGUACAUAGGCAAUUUAAUUUAAAUUAAGAAAUAUAAUUUUGCCCGAUAUCCCGGUAUACCAAUAGCUUUUCGUAACAAUUGUAGUUUCCUAUGUUUCUGUUUUUUUCUCCCUUUUUUUUUUUAUUUUUAUUAAUAUUAAAAAGUAUUUACCUAUAUAAGAUGUUUCAUGAGAGAUUUAAAGAGGAAGAUAAUAUUCAUAUGGUGUAAAGUAUAUGUAUGGGAUAUUAUAACGUGGUGAAAAUUUUUACUUGUUAUUUGUUAAUUUUUAGAAUAAAAGUUUUCUAUUUUCUGUAUCUCUAAUUAAAUGAAACAACAAUUGCUUCUUGCAAUUGAUUUACAAAUA
This is a messenger RNA of Vespa crabro (European hornet), 3832 nucleotides long. RefSeq names its product long-chain fatty acid transport protein 4 (gene Fatp1). Gene Ontology annotation, biological process: triglyceride homeostasis. The record is from RefSeq and is a predicted model, not a curated record. The transcript is spliced from 12 exons. Lineage: Eukaryota; Metazoa; Arthropoda; Insecta; Hymenoptera; Vespidae. Bases 503 to 2650 code for a protein of 715 amino acids. Gene Ontology annotation, cellular component: endoplasmic reticulum. Gene Ontology annotation, molecular function: long-chain fatty acid-CoA ligase activity; long-chain fatty acid transmembrane transporter activity.